CCUUCAUGUUCCAAACAUCAGCUGUGAUACCUAACCUAUAUUUAUGAGUCAGUGACACAGAAUAAACACAAUGACGAACAGCUGGUGAAAUUAUAAAAAAUAACAAACGUUAUUCCCAUUUUUGGUUUUUAUACUUUGUCAAAAAUGAAUAGUCUAGGUUUGAGCUUGAUUUUUAAAAUGGGCUGUAUAUGUGCAAAAGAAAGCAUAACAGUUAAUGGUAAAAAAUUUACAGUUUUGGAGCAUCUUGGAGAUGGAGGAUUUAGUACCGUAUCGCUAGUCGAAGAUAGCAUAACCCAUAAGAAAUAUGCAAUCAAAAAAAUCAUUUGCCAUGGUCCUGAGGACCAAAGAUUAGCUGUUAAAGAAAUAGAAUAUCAUUCUGUUGUCAACCAUCCAAAUGUGAUAGAGCUUGUUGAUUCUACCCAUCAAGGAACUGCAGAUCCUGUUGUUAACGCUACAAGCGAAGUUUUAUUAGUUUUACCCUACUACCACAAAGGAACAUUAGCCCAUGAGUUGGAGCGGCGAGCCAAGAUGAAAGAAUACAUGGGGUCAAUAGAUAUAUUAAACAUAUUCUUACAAAUUUGUGAAGGAGUUAAAGCGUUUCAUGAGGCUAAACCUGAUCCUCUUGCUCAUAGAGAUUUAAAGACUGCCAACAUUGUUUUGGGAGAUGGAAUGACUCCAGUCAUAAUGGAUUUAGGAUCAGUUGCGCCAGCAAGAGUAAAAGUAUGCGGGAACCAAGCUGCACAAUCUUUGCAAGAAUUGGCAGCGGAAAGAUGCUCAAUGCCAUACAGAGCGCCUGAACUUUUUAAUGUUGAAAGUUAUUGCAUGGUCGAUGAGAGGACAGAUAUUUGGUCACUGGGCUGUAUUUUGUAUGCUAUGUGUUAUUUCAAGUCUCCAUUUGACACGGUAUACGAAAGAGGAGACAGUGUUGCACUAGCUGUAAUUAGUGCAAACAUAACUUUUCCAGAGAAUGCACCAUACAACGAAGACAUGCAGAAUUUGAUUUUGUCAAUGCUAAAGGUCAAUCCAAUGGAACGUCCAUACAUAUAUAGCGUGAUUGAGAGUACUCACGAAGUAUUAGGGAGAUUAGAAGGAAGAGUUUAACAGACCUAUUUAUUACAGCUACUGUAUAUUACUCAAUCGGCAUAAAAUUUAUAACUGUAUUUUUACAUUGCUCAAACUCAAAGCUGCAAAAGUUUUUCAGCAAAAUGUGCAAUUUUAUAAAUGUUAUUGGGAAUUAGUGCAAACGUUUAACUUGCGAAAUAUUUCAUAUAUUCUGUAAAAUACAAAGUAAUUCGACGUUUUUAGAGCUGACAUUUUCGACCAAGUAUUGUAUGUAGGCAUUGAAUUUUGUACAUACAUAUAUAUUAUUUAUGAUGUAUACAUUCCGCGUAUGUACGACCAGUUAGGUAUUUCGUAAGGACAAGAAGUAUUGAAGAAUUUAACUCACUAACAAUGGCAUAAUAUAGUGCAAGAAUUUUUAAAAUCGUGUACUAUACUGCAAGUGAAUGUGUAUACUGUUUGUGCAAUUGAAGCUUGCAAUAGAAAAUCUAUUCUGCUAAGUAUAGUAAAUUUUCACUUCCACAAA
Nasonia vitripennis (jewel wasp) is the source of this 1585-nucleotide messenger RNA. RefSeq names its product serine/threonine-protein kinase 16. The transcript has 6 exons. Lineage: Eukaryota; Metazoa; Arthropoda; Insecta; Hymenoptera; Pteromalidae. Gene Ontology annotation, cellular component: cytoplasm; Golgi apparatus. Gene Ontology annotation, molecular function: ATP binding; protein serine/threonine kinase activity. The coding region runs from base 145 to 1101 and encodes 318 amino acids. The record is from RefSeq and is a predicted model, not a curated record. Gene Ontology annotation, biological process: protein phosphorylation.